AUGACUGCUCCAUCACCUUCCGUGUCGACGCCGCUGGCUGGCAAGGACAAGACCAUCGGCCGACGCAUGCAUACACCGCAAUCUCUCGACCGACUUCACAAGCCAUUCAAGUGCCCAGGAGUCGCCGGACGGACUCCCGCGACCGACAGACCGGCGAGAAAGCGGAGAAAGGUCGACUAUGCAGGUGCCGACGGCGAGACAGACAAUGAUAAGCCGUACUCGAACCAGGACCGCCUUGCGCUCGCUACUCGAGACGUCAACAGAUUCCCCGUGUUUCAGGCCAAGGACAAGGGACUGGUUUUUCGCAAGGCAUUCACAGUACCUCUCAAGAACAAGGACAGCACCGCAUACAACCCCAAUCGCGCCCCUCCUACCCUUGGUCUUCGACAGGGCGCCGUAUUCAUUGCCAAGCCCUUGCACGACCCCAGUGGCGAGUUUGCCAUUGUUCUCUAUGACCCGACUAUCGAUGAUAAGCCCAAGGAUACUCCCAAGGCAAUCGAAGCGCCCAAGGCCGACGCCCCAGCUGAGAAGCUCGAUGCGCCGCUCGUUCACAAGAGUUUGGCCGAAAUCCUCGGCAUCAAGAAGAAGGUGGACGGAGAUCACCCUCGAGUUCCGGUGGUGAUUGAUCCCAAACUCGCCAAGAUUCUUCGCCCACAUCAAGUUGAAGGUGUCAAGUUCAUGUAUCGGUGUGUGACGGGCAUGAUUGACGAAAAGGCCAAUGGCUGCAUUAUGGCAGACGAGAUGGGUCUAGGCAAGACACUUCAGUGCAUUUCCCUCAUGUGGACAUUACUCAAGCAAUCCCCAGAGGCUGGAAAGUCGACCAUCCAGAAGGCCAUCGUCGUUUGCCCUGCCAGCUUGGUCAAGAACUGGGCGAACGAGUUGGUGAAAUGGCUGGGUGCUAAUGCCAUCCACCCAUUUGCGAUCGACGGAAAGGCAAGCAAGGAAGAACUCACUCGCCAGCUUCGGCAAUGGGCCAUCGCAAGCGGUCGAUCUGUGACUCGCCCCGUCAUCAUUGUCUCUUACGAAACCCUGCGAUUGAACGUGGAAGAACUCAAGCACACGAAGAUCGGUUUGCUAUUCUGCGACGAGGGUCAUCGUCUCAAAAAUGGUGACAGCAACACCUUCAAUGCCCUCAACAGCCUCAACGUCACAAGACGAGUCAUUCUCACCGGUACCCCUAUCCAGAACGAUCUUACUGAGUACUUCUCGCUCACAAGUUUCGCGAACCCCAAUUUGCUUGGAACAAGACAAGAGUUCCGCAAGCGUUUCGAAAUUCCCAUUCUGCGAGGCCGAGAUGCCGACGCUUCAGAGGCCGAUCGCAAAAAGGGUGACGAGUGCACGGGGGAGCUGCUCAGUGUUGUGAACAAGUUCUUGAUUCGCCGCACGAACGACAUUCUCUCCAAGUACUUGCCCGUCAAGUAUGAGCAUGUCGUAUUCUGUAACCUGGCGCCCUUCCAAUUCGACCUCUACAACUAUUUUAUCAAGAGUCCAGAUAUUCAGGCUCUCCUUCGAGGCAAGGGAAGUCAGCCGCUGAAGGCCAUCAACAUAUUGAAGAAGCUCUGCAACCAUCCCGAUCUGUUGAACCUCUCUGACGACUUGCCUGGUUCCGAGGGGUGUUGCCCUGAGGACUACGUUCCAAAGGAGUCUCGCGGCCGAGAUCGAGAAGUCAAGUCAUGGUACUCGGGCAAAAUGGCCGUCUUGGAUCGUAUGCUGGCCCGUAUUCGCCAGGAUACGAACGACAAGAUUGUGCUGAUCAGCAACUACACCUCGACUCUGGAUCUCUUUGAGCGGCUCUGCCGAUCUCGACAGUACGGUUGCCUUCGUCUUGAUGGAACGAUGAAUGUCAACAAGCGUCAGAGACUCGUUGAUCGAUUCAACGACCCCAACGGUGAUGAGUUUGUCUUCUUGCUCAGCAGCAAGGCAGGUGGCUGUGGUAUCAACCUCAUCGGUGCCAACCGUCUCGUUCUAUUUGAUCCUGACUGGAAUCCCGCAGCGGACCAGCAAGCUCUGGCGCGAGUGUGGCGUGACGGGCAGAAGAAGGACUGUUUCGUCUACCGCUUCAUUGCCACGGGUACGAUCGAGGAGAAGAUCUUCCAGCGGCAGUCUCACAAGCAAAGUUUGUCUUCGUGCGUCGUGGACUCGGCAGAAGACGUCGAGCGUCAUUUCUCCCUGGACAGUCUCCGCGAGCUCUUCCAGUACCGGCCCAACACCAAGAGCGACACUCACGAGACCUUCAAGUGCAGACGUUGCAAGCCGGAUGGGAAGCAGUACAUCAAGGCACCGGCAAUGUUGUAUGGUGAUACCAGUACAUGGAACCACUUUGUCAACGAGGGCCUGAAGCCUAUUCAAGACUUGCUCCUAAGACAAGAGUGUGGGGAAGCUGAGGUAUCGGCUGUUUUCCAGUACAUAUCUCAUUAA
Messenger RNA from Fusarium keratoplasticum, 2418 nucleotides. RefSeq names its product DNA repair protein rhp54. Gene Ontology annotation, biological process: double-strand break repair via synthesis-dependent strand annealing; reciprocal meiotic recombination. The coding region runs from base 1 to 2418 and encodes 805 amino acids. Gene Ontology annotation, cellular component: nucleus. The transcript has 2 exons. The record is from RefSeq and is a predicted model, not a curated record. NCBI's taxonomy places the organism in Eukaryota, Fungi, Ascomycota, Sordariomycetes, Hypocreales, Nectriaceae. Gene Ontology annotation, molecular function: ATP binding; hydrolase activity, acting on acid anhydrides; ATP-dependent chromatin remodeler activity.